Molecule: messenger RNA, 744 nt
Organism: Aspergillus glaucus CBS 516.65
Lineage: Eukaryota; Fungi; Ascomycota; Eurotiomycetes; Eurotiales; Aspergillaceae
Exons: 3
Coding region: 1-744 (247 amino acids)
Source: RefSeq, a predicted model, not a curated record
AUGUCCGUCGAAAUGGGACAUGAAGAAACAGAAUGCCCGUAUGUGGUAAGCAAUACGAUCUCGCUCCAGUUGGACGCAUCACACAAUCACCAGACUGUGGAGGCCAAAAUCAUCCGUGUCUUCGAGCCAUCCACUCUGCCCUGUGUCAUGCUCGUUUCGCUUGACCCGCCAGUUUUGGGACUAAACGACCAAAUGGGUGAAGCGUGGGUGCACUGCCGUAUGCAGGAUUUCUACAACAGAGAAACUGAAGUGUACCAUAUCCUGAGAGAUACCCAGGGAAAAGAUAUCCCCCAACUUUUCGCAAGCGUCAACAUACCCGGCUCCCUGCCCUUGCAUUUUACCGAUGUCCCAGGGAUUCUUGUUGAGUAUAUCGACAGGUUUGAAUUGUAUGCUCUCGAGGAGAAUUCUCCAACACAGAUUUGGCAGUCCGUGUGCGAAGAUGCUAUUCGAAAUGUCCACCACUUUGGUGAUAGAGGAAUUCUGAAUCAGGAUGUCCACGUACGUCAUUUUAUUGCGCAGAGAGGUCCAGCAGGGACAUCCAAGCUGUUUAUGAUUGAUUUCGUGAUGUGUCGUUUCCGCAGGGAGUAUAAGGAUGAGUACUAUUAUUGGAGGGAAUGGAAGUCUCACCAGGAUGAAGAGGGGGCAAUUGGAUAUGUUAUGCAGAGGAUGUUGGAGGGAGGAUAUGCUUACCACCGGUCUGCGUACUAUAAACAGCUGGACUAUGAGUUCAAAAUGGGCGACUAG